Messenger RNA from Closterium sp. Naga37s-1, 936 nucleotides. The record is from the annotation of a GenBank genome assembly. Lineage: Eukaryota; Viridiplantae; Streptophyta; Zygnematophyceae; Desmidiales; Closteriaceae.
AUGCGGUCUAACGUCACAUCAGAGGCAAGCAUAGGUACGCACAUCCACCAGUGGUGGCUGGGCGUGCCUCUCAUAACAGCCUCAGUCUUCGCCAUCUGUGUGGCUGUGUUCGCGGUCGACCUACUGACUGGCUAUGACAGCUUUAGGGAGGUCUGCUUCUCGCCCUCCCUCGCCCUGCUGCACUGGCAAGUAUACCGCGCACUCACCUCCAUCUUCUUCCACAAGGGACUCCUCCACAUCGCACUCAACCUCUCCACACUCCUCCCUCUGGCGGCCCCUCUGGAGCGCCACCUGGGCUCACUGCGGCUGCUGCACGCGCUGCUGCUGCUCGCCUGCCUCAACUCCCUUAUCCACAGUGCCUUGGCGUUCAUGCCUAAAUUGCUGUUAGGGUGGUGGGGUUGGUGGGCUGGCGAGUGCUGCAUCGGCUUCUCCGGAGUGCUCUUUGCACUGAUCGUGCUGGACUUACAAGUCGGGGGGGGCAGAGACAGGAGCAUCUUUGGCUUCUUCACUGUGCCAACCGCAUGGUACCCUUGGGUCCUCCUUGUGCUGUUCCAACUGCUCCUCCCCUCCGCCUCUCUGCUUGGUCACCUAAGCGGCGUCCUCUCAGGGCUAGCAUAUGUUCGUGACGCCUUCGCUAUUGUCACACCUUCUUCAGCCACAUUCAGUUCUCUGGAGUCAUCGCGAGCCCUGGCUCCCAUGGUGCGCCGGCCAGGGUUCAUCGCGGGAGGACAUCCCAUCACUACUGCUGCCCUCACCAGCCUUGGGGAUCUUUCCUCCCUGCGGCCAGCGAGCAUCAGCCAAUCGCUGAACACCACGUUGCGAGCCAAGCAAGCACGCUGCAACAACCAGCAGCAGGCACUACAGCUGAUCCUAGGUUCCCUGGACGGGGCCGGACAUUGGCAGGCUCGGCAGCAGCAGCAGAGGCGCCACCUUUAG